AUGGAGAAACUCCAAAAACUGUCCAUUAUGUGAGAGAAUGAACAGAUCGAGGCGCAUAGCGCCGAGAUUUGUUUAUUCCCUCACAUAAUGGACAGUUUGAGGAGUUUCUCUUACUUAAAACAUGUUCUCUAUUGUCUAAAUAAUGGACAAUUGUAUUAAUUCAUGAAUUCCAUGAAAAUAUUGAGUAAAAAAUCAUGCGUCCAUUGUUAACUUAUUAGACAGCUUUACUUUUUGGGGGAAAAUGAAAAAGGUAAGAAAAUCAUGUUUAUCAUGCUUUCAUGUAAUACACUGUAUAUAUAGUUGUGACAAUAUUCAUAAGUAACACAAAGUUGCCAUCAUUAAGUUGUUCUGGAUUUAAAAAAAGAAAGAAAGAAAAAAACGAGCAGCAAUAAUGUCUGAUUCAGACGAUAGUAUUUUUAUAACACAGUCUAAAGAAAACGGAUGUUUGAGCCCUAUAGAAUCGGAUUUAAUUUUAAGUGAAGUAUUAGACAUGGUAGAAUCGGCUGACAAUAAGCAAAAAACAGAGCUCCAGCCGUCGUUUGAUUUGAAAAGCGACCUAUUUUCAGACAUUUCGGACGAGGAACUUUUGAAAGCAACUCAGCUCAUCGAACAAAAUGAGCCAGCAAGGUUUUCAGUGCCACUUAAACAAAGUGAUUUAGACAACCUUGUCAAAAGUGGAUUGUCUAGUAAGACAGAAAAGAAAUCAAAAUGGGCAGUUAACAUGUUUGACUUAUGGCAGAAGAACAGAAAUAAAAACACAGACUCUUUUGUGCCAAACAACAAUCUAAUAAAUAUGAGUAGCGAAGUGCUGAACGAAACACUGGGGUACUUCAUAGCAGAAGUGAGGACAAUAUCUGGAAAAGAAUAUAAGCCCAACACAUUAUAUGAGAUUAUAAUUGCGAUACAACACCAUCUUCGACAGCAAGGUAGACUUAUCAACUUUCUAGAUGAUGCCGCUUUUGAUGGACUAAGGCGUAUUCUUGAUGCAAAAAUGAAGCAGCUAUCCAAACAAGGGCUUGGUAUGCAACGAAGAAGCGCUGCUAUUAUAAGUGAAGAACAGGAAAAUGAACUGUGGAAUAAACGCAUUCUGGGAACAGAAACGCCACAAAUGCUUCUAGAUACGUUACUUUACACGCUCGGCUUGCAUUUUGCCUUAAGAGCAGGCCAGGAACAUCGUGCACUUAGAGUUGGUGAAAAUGGACAAAUCACAGUCAAACGGGACUUACAAAAUCGCCGAUAUUUAGAAUAUCACGAGGAUGUAUCCAAAACAAACAGAGGAGGAAUUCAGCAUCGUAAGAUACAGCCCAAAAUCACACGAGCAUACGAAAACAUAGCCAAACCCGACAGAUGCCCUGUGAAUAUAUACGAAAAAUACAUUUCUCUCCGUCCAAGAAAUUGUAAAACAGAUGCCUUAUACCUGCGACCUCUUAAAGCGCCAACGGCAAUAUGUUGGUACUGUGAUUCACCCGUUGGCGUUCACGUGCUACAACAGACAGUUGGUAACCUGUGCAAACGAGCUUGCUUCAAUGGACAUUAUACCAACCAUUCUUUGAGAGCAACAGCAGCAACACGACUUUAUGAAGCUGGUAUUGACGAGCAGCUUAUUACUGAAAAAACUGGUCAUCGUUCAAAUGCUGUUCGCGGUUAUAAACGUACAAGUGAGGAUCAGUUAAUGCAAGUCAGCGGUAUCUUGCAUGGACAAUCGGACCAAUCAAAAAAAUCUAAAACGGAAAAUUUCAGUUCAGAUACCGGAAGUACUUUUCAGGAACUCAAUUUAACAUCUGGAAGUAUGUCGCUUCAUCUUAAGUUUACAGGCAAAUAAAGUUUCAGUUUGUGGAUUAUUUUUUCAGAAAAUGAUUAUUUUCCAGUAUAUAUUAUAAAUAAGUCAAAUUAUUGUAUCUUGAUAAUAAAAAGAACACAAUUUUGUCAUUGAGUUAUGUAUUGUUCGAUUAUUUCACCCACUUUACAUGAAAUAUACACAUGUUCUAUUACUGUCCAUUUUCCUUUUAAAUAAUGGAUAGAAAAGUAUCCAAUAUUAAUAUAUUGGAUACCUACUUGAUAAAUAUUGGAUAGCUUCGUCAUCUGCUAGUACAAUAGGCACAUUAAUGUACAGAUACAACAAAAGAUGACGUCACA
Molecule: messenger RNA, 2136 nt
Organism: Ruditapes philippinarum (Manila clam)
Lineage: Eukaryota; Metazoa; Mollusca; Bivalvia; Venerida; Veneridae
Product: zinc finger MYM-type protein 2-like
Exons: 2
Coding region: 392-1822 (476 amino acids)
Biological process (GO): DNA integration; DNA recombination
Molecular function (GO): DNA binding
Source: RefSeq, a predicted model, not a curated record